Messenger RNA from Antechinus flavipes (yellow-footed antechinus), 930 nucleotides. Its product is annotated as olfactory receptor 4C12-like. The transcript has a single exon. Gene Ontology annotation, biological process: G protein-coupled receptor signaling pathway. Bases 1 to 930 code for a protein of 309 amino acids. Gene Ontology annotation, cellular component: membrane. Lineage: Eukaryota; Metazoa; Chordata; Mammalia; Dasyuromorphia; Dasyuridae. Gene Ontology annotation, molecular function: G protein-coupled receptor activity; olfactory receptor activity. The record is from RefSeq and is a predicted model, not a curated record.
AUGGAAAAAGGAAGGAAUGUGACAGAAUUCAUCUUAUUAGGACUUACACAGAAUCUGAAAAUGCAGAAAGUGAUAUUUGCCUUGUUUCUGCUCUUAUACAUAGUAACACUGACAGGCAAUCUUCUCAUUAUGGUGACAAUCAUCAACAGUCAGACUCUAAACUCCCCUAUGUAUUUCUUCCUGGCACACUUAUCUUUUAUAGAUACAAUUUUUACAUCUUCUUCAGCACCUAAACUUAUUGUGGACUCCCUAAAAGAGAAGAAAACAAUCUCCUUCAAUUGGUGCAUGACCCAAGUCUAUGCAGAACAUGCCUUUGGGGCUGCUGAGAUCAUCUUGCUCACAGUGAUGGCCUAUGAUAGAUAUGUUGCCAUCUGUAAACCACUCCACUAUACUACAAUCAUGAGCAGGAAGUUGUGUGGUCUUCUUGUGGGGGUAGCUUGGACAGGGGGCUUUCUCCAUGCAACUAUCCAGAUUCUUUUCACAAUCUGGUUGCCCUUCUGUGGACCCAACAUUAUAGAUCAUUUCAUGUGUGACUUGUAUCCUUUGCUCAAACUCGUUUGCAUGGAUAUCCAUACCCUUGGUCUAUUUGUGGCAGCUAAUAGUGGCUUCAACUGUUUGUUAAACUUCUUCUUGUUGAUAGUCUCUUAUGCUGCCAUUCUGCACUCCCUGAAGAAUCAAAGUGUUGAAGGCAGACGCAAAGCCCUCUCCACCUGUGUCUCCCAUAUCACUGUGGUUGUCUUAUUUUUUUUGCCUUGCAUAUUUGUGUACCUGAGACCAGUGAUGACCCUUCCCAUAGAUAAAUUUGCAGCUCUCUUUUAUAGUAUGGUGGCUCCCCUGUUAAAUCCUUUAAUCUACACACUAAGAAACAAAGAGGUGAAAAAUGCUAUGAGGAAGCUCUGGACUCAGAAAGUAAAUUUAGGUAAUAAGUAA